Messenger RNA from Papaver somniferum (opium poppy), 999 nucleotides. RefSeq lists its product as uncharacterized. Lineage: Eukaryota; Viridiplantae; Streptophyta; Magnoliopsida; Ranunculales; Papaveraceae. The coding region runs from base 67 to 999 and encodes 310 amino acids. The record is from RefSeq and is a predicted model, not a curated record. The transcript has 5 exons.
CAAACUUAAGAACCACAACAACCAGAAGAGCCAGUGGCUGAAAAGCCACAACAAGUAGCUGUUGAGAUGGUUGUUGAUGCAGAGAAGGAGAUGGUGGUUGAGAAUCCUUUAACUCCUGGUGCCACACAAGAUGCUGAAAAAGAAAAAGGCUAUAAUGAAGAUGCUGAGAUGGAGACCGUUUCAAAAAACCUGGAAGAAGACGUAGGAGGGGAGUUUGUACCAAGAACAGAAUUUUUGAAGAGGUCACCAUUGAAGAAAAAGUCAGUAUUGAAGCGAAAAGCAAACAAGGCAGAAGAGGAUGGGAAGAAACCAGGAAGCAAGGUAAGAAGAAUCAAGGAAAGGACAACAUGUAAUCAAAGGACAGCCAGUGUACUACUCAAAGAUUGUGAGAUAGGGAAGCAGAAGAAGCAAAAAGACAAGCCUGAUGAGAAUAAAGUUGAAGAAGAAAAUCCCAGUACGUCUACUGGCUUGCCGUUCAGAAAAUUACCUCCGCUAGAAACAAUGGAAUGCUUUCAAGAUUACAAGGAUACAAUAGAACCAGCCAUGAUGGAAGUACUGAAGACAUACUUUGAGAAUGCCAACAGCCUAAAUUCGGCUUGGAGUAUCAGAGAAGGAGAAGACCCGCACUUGUGGGAUAUUCAGAUUCACGGAGAUAUAAUAAGGCAGCUAAUGAACAACGAAUACUUAGAAGAACAAGUAGUACGCUACUACAGUUAUAGGUUGUUCAAGAAGCGGGAAAAUGAAAAUAUGGCUGAUAGUGUUGAACAUAGGUAUGCGGAGUCUGCAUUCAUGAUGCCAGAUGCUUGGUUGUUGUGUCCGCAUAUCAAUGUUCUGGUGCAAACCAAGGGUCAAGCGCAAAGUUUUAAGGGAGGUUCUAUGGCUGAUGGCGAUAGGGAUGCCGAGGGCCAGAUGUUCCUCGAGACAGUCCCUUGUACCGAAAAAGAAAUAAGCCAGUCGCUUCUGCAUCCAGAUGUACAUGAUGAAUUGAUCUCAAACUGA